Messenger RNA from Anopheles arabiensis, 4475 nucleotides. RefSeq lists its product as uncharacterized. The record is from RefSeq and is a predicted model, not a curated record. The transcript is spliced from 8 exons. Bases 767 to 4015 code for a protein of 1082 amino acids. NCBI's taxonomy places the organism in Eukaryota, Metazoa, Arthropoda, Insecta, Diptera, Culicidae.
CCACAGCUAUUGCAACCGCAAAGGGCGUAAGAAAGACGGGAAACACCGGAGCCCUAUAGCGAGCAUCGGCGACACACUAAACCCGUUCCCGUUACGGGUUACACGGACCGGAGCCUCCGAACAGUGGCCAUUUGGGAAAGCACAAGUGGAUUGUACUGUGGAGAAAAAAAAGCAAAAAAAAAACAAAACAAAACUCGCGCAAUCGUACUCGUACUCGCGGUGCUGACCAGCAUGUUCGACUGAUAGUGCGACCUCAUCGCGAUCAAGCAUUGAUUACCGAUCGAAGCGUGCGCUGCUUGCCGGGCGAGAAGACGAUAGGAACGAUAGGAACGAAUAGGAAACAACUUGCAAGCAAAUGGGGAAACUAAAUGGGUCAAGUGUGCGGUUGUUCGGUGUGCGUUAACUAACGUGUCAAACGCGCUAAUCGAUUACUGUUGACCGAGCAACUGUUUCGUGUUCCGAAGGCGAAAAAAUAAGGCUGUGUAAGUGGUACUAAAACUUACCGAAUAUCAUUGCACAAAGCGGUGUGUGUAAUUAGAUUUAAACUGAAGUGAGUAAAACAAAAUUUGGAGAGAGAAGUGUUGGAAGUGCAUGACAUGAUUACAUUUCAAGUCGUUCGUAAAGAAUACUGUACACGAGAAAAGUGUUGAAGCGAUUGGGGCGCUUUGGAGGAUAAAGUUGUAAGCGUUACUGACCACCGAACCCCAAACAGGGCCUCACAGUCAUGUGUGGUGUGUGAAUAGUGCAUUGGUUCCCCACGCCCUGGAUGAAAGCGAUGGUCACGUACAAUAUGGACGGUUCGCAAAGAAUGAGCCGCCCGCGGCGCGGUUCCAGUGUCUCGUCCGGCUUCCGGCUGAUGGAUGCGGACCAGCUGGACACCACGUCCACCGUGAGCCGCAACAGCAUCUACAAGCUGCGGAUAGACGCAAUGUUCGACGACACGAGAUCGAUCAUAAGCCAGCGGUUGGAUGACCGCAGUUCGCAUAACGGCCGCCGCCGCUCCUCGUCGAUCAGUGGGCUGAGCCGGGGCAGCCUUGCCGGUGCCAUCAUAAACGAUCGCGACAAUCUGGACAUCAGCGCGGUGGCGAGCAGUUUGCGCGAUUUCGGUGGCGUCAGUGCGGCCGGUACCGGUGGACAGCCCGCGGCCACCGGUGCACCACCGGGGGCGACCGAACGUCCCGCCGGCAAUGGUGCGGCCGGUGCGAGCGGUUCGGCCGGCGGUGCGGCCAGCGGAGUGUCCCGCCACGGCAGCGAUGCCCGGCGCGAGAUCAGCAACAGCGUGCAGGCCCAGAUCGAGCGCAUGUUUACGGACGUGGCGAAGGAGAACGGUGGCAGCACGGCCAAUGUACAAAGCUUCAGCGUCCGGUGUCUCGGAUCGUUGCCGCUGAAGGAUAAGGUGACCAGCCUGGUCGGUCUGCAGGAGCCUCUGCGACAGCUGUACCUGAGCGGUGCAGGACACGGGACACAGACCGGAGGCUCGCUGGACAUCAGCCCGAUCGGGCUGCGGGUGCGGGCGGGCAGUGGCAAGGAACCGUCCGUAACGCCCUUUCAAAACAUCGCCGUCUGGUCGGCGGUAAAGUUCGUCGUGUCGGGGGCCGAGGGCGGUGCUGCCUUUCUGCCGCUCAUCACCGAUCCGGAGAACAUCGACAAGAGCACGCUCUUCCGUCCGUUAAGUGCCGCCGACAAGCGCCGCCUGUCGUCCGGCAUCCAUUCGCCGCUGUUUGCGAUCGUGAUGCGAUCGACGAGCGUGCCGCGGCAGCUGGAGUGCCACGGGUUCGUCUGCCAGACGCCGGAAGAUGCCAUCGUGAUUGCGGCGACGCUCUACCAAAGCCUGAUGGCGCACAUGAGCAGUGGCGAUAACCAGCGCCCCAAGCGACCGAAGAACCGGAACGGCGUCAGCUGCAUGAGCAUUGCGAGCAGCACCGUCACCACCAACACCCAUCUGCCCGGCGGCUCGACCAAGCUGUCGUCGCGGCGAUCGAGCGCCAGCCAGCGCAGCAUGCUGCCGCCGCCGCCCCGGCCGCCGCGCAUGAAGCGCAGCGCGACGAGCUCGCUGAGCGGCGAAAGCGAUGCCGUCGCCGGCCCGCACGAGGACGAAUCGUCGACCGAGGAGCGAAGGAAGAAGAACGUGAAGAGCAAGCGGCCACCGCCGAUACCGCCGAACCCGCCGCGGGCAAUAUCGAACCGACCGCUGCUGGACGAAAUCUACACCGACCGGAGCCACUCGACGGACGAGCAGGGCGUCGCCGGGAAGGAGGGCCCGUACCCGGCCCUGACCGACAACUCGACCGGCGACAUACUGACCCGGGUGGCCAUACCGCGCUCCGGCAGCUUCCUCAACACGGCCGGCCUGACCAGGUACAAAUCGCGCGCCACCCGCCGGCACACGGGCAAGGUGGGCGGCGGGGGCGGAUCGCCGCUCGGGUUCAGCGAGCUGUUCAACGAGUUCCGGCUGCAGGAGAACCUGCACUCGCUGGACGAGAUCCUGAAUGCCAUAAUCAACUCGGACGGCAUGUCCUUCAACGAUCUGAAGCCGAUCUACAAGGAGUUUCUGCUCAAGCUGGCGGUGACGCUGACCAAGGACGAGCUGUACCAGCGGUCGAAGAGCAUCAUGCGCCGGCAGAAGAAGAAGAAGUUGAAGCGAAGAAACAGUAACGUGCAGAACCAGCGCCGCAAGCUGCUGAUCGGUGCGAAAGGGCUCAAGAAGGUGUUUCGGUUCGGUAAGUUUCGCAGCAAAAAGAGCGCCGGCGGCGGCGGAGGAGCCGGCGGGUCGCACGGCACCGGCGGCAGCCAUGGCGUCGGUGGCGGGCGAGCUGGAAACGGAGGUGCAGGGCACGCUGCUGCAGCUGCUGCCGGGCACGGGACCGGCGGGCACGGCUCGGCACCGGGUGGCCGGGCACAUCAGCUCGCGGACCAGCUGUCACUGGAUCUUAAGGCGGCCGGCAAGAAGGACCGAUCCCGAAUUGCAACUAGUGGUUCGGAAGUUUCAGACGCUCGACAUGAGCAUACGCUGACCGCGCACAACCGUAACAGCUCGAGCGGCUACGUGUCGUGCUCGGAGUGUAGCUACGAUUCGGACGCGUGCACCUGUGCGUCGGCCGACCGCUGCUACUGCAGCCUGGGCGGGGACGACAUCAACGCCAAGCUGCACCAGGCGAGCAGCCGCAGCUCGGCCCCGAGCUGCCGCAGCGAGGACAAGUGCUACUGCUCGAUGGGCGAAACGCCGAACGAGGAAGGCUCCACCACCUGGUGCGACACGGACAGCUGCAUCAGCAACGAGAAGUGCUACUGCUCCACGCGCCACGGUCAGGUGGCAAAGUGUGCCGCCACCGGUGGUAGUGCUAGCAAAGGUACCAUUGCCGGCGUCCACGGCCAGAAGCACUGCGCGGCGAAACCGACGAAGGUGGACAAGCUCGCGCUCGACUACGAGCUGUUUACGGUCGGUGGUAGUGGCCGCCCGGUCAAAGCGUCCGAGGCGCUGAGCGUGAAGAAGACGGUCGAGGUGGCGGCCGAGUUUGCCGACGUCAAGCUCAGCCAGACGACGGACAUCACGAACCUGAAGGCGGACGCACAGUCCAGCGCUACGUCCGGCAGCUCGUCGCUUGUGUCCACCGCGAAAAAGUCCGCCGACCAUCGGGGUGCGUCGUCCGGCCGUCAUCACGGCCACAACCAUCACCACACGCACCACCAGCACCGCAGCGAGCAGCGGAACCAUCAUCACCGGCCGCAACCGGCGCUCGGCAAUGGGGGGUCGAGCGGGGCCAGCAGCACGAGCAAUCUGCACUACCACCGGCACCACUACAGUACCAGCACGAAGAAGAAGGGCCUGCCGGUGCAGCUGCCGGGCAACGACUAUCAGUACAUCCACUCCACGCAGUCCGAGCUGAUCGUGCGCGGUUCCAAGCAGGAGCUGAAGACCCCGAAACGGUUGACCAAGUCGGAGAGCUACUAUCAGGCGGGUCGGCCAGUCAGCUCGUCGCUCGGGCUCGAGGACUCGUUGGGCUAUCUGCCGUAGGGGGUGUUGAUGGUAAUCGGGAUACAGUCGAGUUGAUUUGUGGGCACAGGUAGGAUGUAGCUAUAUUUUUUUCCUGAAAGUAAAUCGAGCGAUUUCACCUCGCGGCGAGGAAGAACAAGCCUCAGUGUUUACUCUCAGCGAAGACGAGCUUCCGAGGUUUAUGUGGCCCAUUUUUCUUUUUUCGUUGUUUCAUUCACCCACCAUUUGCGCCCUGCACUGCCCUACACACCCUAUCCGUAUGUAUUACGGGCACACACACACCGUUAUCGUAUCGCGCAUUUAUAAGCGUGAAGGGAAAAUGUUUGACAACGUUUCCUUCACACACACACACAAGAAAAGGGAAAAGUGGCGUCCAGCAUCAACACGCUGCUGCGCUAUUGUGUGUUUCAUUUUUAACGUACCCACUAAGAAACGGUGUCGUGCGUGAGACCGAAAUUUGUGAGUGUGUGUCAGAGAGAGA